AUGCUGUCAAGGAGGUACCCCCAUUUAACAUGCCUGUCACAUUUCCUAUUUUACAAAAUUUCAGGAAUAAAUAUGAUGACUUUUUUUAAAGAGUUUAACGAGAGGACGAAAAACAUUUCGAAGAAUGUGCCGAUUCAAGUGACUCUGGAACCACUGAAUGACAGGACGUACCGAUUUUACCUGAGAACCCCAACGGUCGUCUGGUUUAUCCGACGAUGCGCCAGAGUUCCUAUGUUCAGUCCCACGGCGAAGCACCACACUGUCGGAUCGAUUACGCUAGCGGAGGUUUUCCACAUUGCCAAGUGCAAGCGGAUGGACCCCCCAUUGAUAAAUAUGACCCUCAAAAGUAUCUGCAAGUAUAUUAUCGGCACGUGCAACAGCAUGGGCAUAAAGGUGCGCAGAGAACUGGACGACGAAGGGAAGAAGAAGUACUUCGUAGAUGUUAACCAACUGGACAGUAUAAAAAAGGAAAUAAGGACACGGAACAAGCAUCAGAAGAGGUCCAAAAAGUGA
This is a messenger RNA of Plasmodium inui San Antonio 1, 513 nucleotides long. RefSeq names its product 50S ribosomal protein L11. Gene Ontology annotation, biological process: translation. Gene Ontology annotation, cellular component: mitochondrial large ribosomal subunit; ribosome. Bases 1 to 513 code for a protein of 170 amino acids. The record is from RefSeq and is a predicted model, not a curated record. The transcript is spliced from 4 exons. NCBI's taxonomy places the organism in Eukaryota, Apicomplexa, Aconoidasida, Haemosporida, Plasmodiidae. Gene Ontology annotation, molecular function: large ribosomal subunit rRNA binding; structural constituent of ribosome.